AUGCUCACCUAGUCCUCUUAUUUUGAGUAAUGAAAUGCAGCCCUUUUUUCAGGAAUGUAUGGACAAACUGAACCUCAGGAACUUGGUGUCUAUUUCAAUGGAUGGGCCCAAUGUGAAUUGGAAACUCUUCGACCUUUUCCAGAAAGAUCAAGCUGAGCAGUACGGAGGUCUUCAGCUCGUUUGUGUGGGGAGCUGUGGCCUACACACGCUACACAACUCCUUCAAGUGUGGGUUCACUGUAUGGCAGCUGGACAAAUUGCUGAGAGCAAUGCACACAUUGUUUCACAAUACGCCUGCCAAGAGAGAGGAUUACAUCACCGUAACCAAGUCCAGUGUGUUCCCUCUAUCUUUCUGUGCCCAUCGUUGGGUAGAAAACCUUCCGGUUGUGGAGAGAGCCCUGGCAGUCUGGCCAUCAUUUCUCCUGUACAUGGAAGCUGUGAAAACAAAGAGACUCCCGAACCCUGGAACAGCAUCAUAUGACACAGUUGCAGCAGCCAUAAAGGAUCCACUCGUCUUGGCCAAAUUGCAGUUCUACGCAGCAAUUGCCAGGACCUUCAAUUCCUUCCUGAAAAAAUAUCAGACGGAUGAGCCUGUGCUCCCAUUCCUCCCCAAGGACCUGACCGAGUUGAUGAUGAGUCUACUCAGACGCUUCAUAAAAGUACUACACGAUAUCACUGCCCUGCAGCUGACCAAACUGGAUGUCACAGACAAGACCAUCUGGCUCAGCCCACAAGGCAUCAGCAUUGGUCUAGGUGCAGAGUCAGUCCUUUAGGUAGUGUGAUGUUUUCAAAAGAUAAUUUUACAAAUGGUUAGGGUGAACCAGGUGUCAUUGAAGACAUGUUCUAUAUUCAUGGCUAAUUUCUCUCUCUAGAGAAUCAAAGGUGCAGAGCUCAGGGUGCUCGAGUUCAAUAGAGAGUGCAUGCAGGGACUGAGUAACAUGAUCAAGAAAGUGCAGGACAAGAGCCCCCUCAAGUAUCUGACUGUUAUGCAGAUGGUGUGCCUGGAUCCGUCAGUAAUGUAUAGAGAACCAGAAAGAGGCAGGAAUCACAUGAAAGGGCUGGUUCAAAGGUUUCUCCAGGACAAACAGCUUACUGAUACUUCUUCGGGGGAUGUCAUACUGCAGCAGUUUGACAGUCUCCUGUCCUUGGAGAGCCGGAGUGAGGACUUCCUCUCCUUUCAACCCAUGCAGAAGAGGCUGGACAUCUUCCUGAGCAGCGCCAUGGAGCCUUAUCCCGAGCUGUGGGCCUUCUGCAAGAAGCUGCUCAUCCUCUCCCACGGUCAAGCUACAGUUGAGCGUGGAUUCUCAAUCAAUAAAGAGGUGGAGUCUGAUAACUUGGCGGAGGAUACUGUGGUCACACGGAGACUGGUGUGUGACUACAUCAUACAACAUGGAGGUGUUACCAAGGUUCCACUCAGUAAACCGCUACUGGAAAGUGUAGCAAGGGCAAGGACAAGGUAUCGUACCCAUCUGGAGACCAAAAGAAGGAACAGGGAGGCAAAAGACCAGGCUCUCAAGAGGAGGGAAGCAGAGGACUGUCUUGAGGAGCUGAAGGUUAAGAGGAGACGUGUACAGGAGGUAUCUGAGGGUCUGGCUAGGGAUGCGGACAAGAUGGCUGAGGAGGCUGAAGCGAAGGCAGGGAGCAAGAUGGCUUGCCUGAUCACCAGGUCAAACAUCCUGCGGAGAGGCCAUAAGGAGAAGUUGGCAGAACUGGCUCUCCUUGAUAAAGAGAUCGCUGCUAAGAGUGCAGAACUUAGGAGUUGACUGUGUGAUCAUAAUUUUAUUUAUUGUUGAGUUGAUUUUCAUUGUUUAUUGUUCAGGAGUCUGUGCUGUUGGCGUAAGUACUCACCACUAUGCUGCAAUAUUCCAUCAUUCCAUAAUGCUUUACAGUCCACAUUUUCACAUUUGUUGAAAUAAAUGAACAAAUUUUGAACAAACGUUGUCGGUAGGUCUGUGAAAUAGGCCGUGAAAUAGGUAUUAAUUUUUAUAUAAGUGGUCUUAAAAGGGACUUAAAAAGACUUGAAUUUGACUUGAACAAAUCUGUAGGAACCCUGUAAUAAAAUAACCUCAAACA
Molecule: messenger RNA, 2072 nt
Organism: Gadus morhua (Atlantic cod)
Lineage: Eukaryota; Metazoa; Chordata; Actinopteri; Gadiformes; Gadidae
Exons: 6
Coding region: 920-1762 (280 amino acids)
Source: RefSeq, a predicted model, not a curated record